AUGUCGACUGUUGAGCUGGCUGACCAUUCGCUGGACCUUGCCUGCGUGCGGGCCUCGCUGAGUGCGCUGCAGCAGUCUAUUGACCAGGUCGAGGCAUUGCGCGAGCUUCGCUCGGAUCAUGAGAAUCUGUGCCACGAGUUUUUGGCUACACGACGUCGCGCGGAGGAUCUGGAUCGUCAGCUCGCCUACGCGGCCAAUGUUGCGUCGUCGUACGUGCUCUUUUGUCAGCACAAGUACGAUGUGGUUCGCCACAAGCUGAAAUCUACUCAGACGGAGCUCGCCGAGUGUAUGACUGCGUUGCUGGAGCGUCUCGACAACUCCUGUGAGCUCGAAGCUUGCCGCCUUCGGUAUCGUGAUUUGAAGCUCCGCUACAACGAAGCAGUGUCAGAGUUCCAAGAUCGGAUCUCCACCUUGGAGGCACAGCUGGUUGCAGCCUCUUCCUUUGGUGUGAUCGUGCUGCCUGAUACUGCUCGCCGCAUUGCGGACCUGGAGUCCCAGCACGCGCUGUCUCAGUCUGACUUACAGGUCGCGCGCGAUCUCUAG
This is a messenger RNA of Phytophthora nicotianae INRA-310, 543 nucleotides long. RefSeq lists its product as hypothetical. The transcript has a single exon. Bases 1 to 543 code for a protein of 180 amino acids. Lineage: Eukaryota; Oomycota; Peronosporomycetes; Peronosporales; Peronosporaceae. The record is from RefSeq and is a predicted model, not a curated record.